This is a messenger RNA of Fonticula alba, 2436 nucleotides long. RefSeq lists its product as hypothetical. Lineage: Eukaryota; Rotosphaerida; Fonticulaceae. Gene Ontology annotation, biological process: protein dephosphorylation. The record is from RefSeq and is a predicted model, not a curated record. The coding region runs from base 131 to 1543 and encodes 470 amino acids. Gene Ontology annotation, molecular function: protein serine/threonine phosphatase activity. The transcript has 3 exons.
UGCUGACCCGGCCGCCGCUGUCCGCGUCCUCUGGCUACCGCAACGUUCGCUUUCCCCGACGUCGCCCCUUCCCCCUCCCCUUUCCCUUCUCCCCUCCUUACCCUCCCCCCCCCUCCUGCCCCCACCCGCGAUGGGCCAGCUACUCUCCACUCCCAAUACCAACAAGGUUACCCACCUGGCGUACUACCCGGACGCCGGGAUGAUGGCCGGGUCUUCCAGCAUGCAGGGCUGGCGCGUCACCAUGGAGGAUGCCCACCUGAUGCAGUAUUCUCUGCGCGCUGGCGUCACCUCCUCGCUGCAGCAUGACGAUGCGCGCAAGAUCCCCCCGCCCAACCUCUCGACCUCCGGGCUCCGGCCCUCGCCGGGCGAGCAGCAGACUCGCACUGCUCAGGACCUGCAGCAGUACCAGGAGCGCGUGCUGACCUUCGGCCCGACGAUGAGCAAGGCAUACGCGCACCACCUUUCCGCCGCGGUCCCCUUCACUGGCGAAACGGAGCUGUCCCUCUUCGCUGUCAUGGACGGCCAUGGUGGGUCGGAGUGUGCCAACUUUGCCGCCAAGCACCUGGCCGGCUGCGUGCUCGCUUCCAAGCACUAUUCCUCCGGCGACUACGGCCAGGCUCUCUAUGACGCCUUCCUGGACUGUGACUCUGCCUUCUUCGAGGCAAGCAACAACAUGUCCGGAUGUGCGGCCAUCGCCGUCGGCAUCACCAAUGACAAGAUUUAUUGCGCCAACGCGGGCGAUGCCCGUGCUGUCCUUUGCCGCUCCGGUCUGGCCAUCCCCCUGAGCAUUGACCAUAAGCCCACUCUCCCUGGCGAGGUCGAGCGCAUCCAGGAGGCCGGCGGCUUCAUCCACAACGGCCGUGUCAACGGCAGCCUCGCCCUCAGUCGCGCUCUGGGCGACUUCUCCUUCAAGCAGCAUCCCCGCCUGUCGAUGGUUCACCAGCCGAUCACCGCCGCGCCGGACAUUGUCACCGUUGACCGCAAUCGCGAAACCGACGAGUUCCUCAUCGUCGCCUGCGACGGUAUUUGGGACAUGGUCACCUGCGACGAGGCGGCGGACUUCGUGCGCGAGCACCUGGCCUUCGGCCUGGCUCCCUCGGCCGUGGCCGAGCGCUUGCUCACCCGCUGCCUGGCCCCGAGCACCGGGCAGUCCGGGCUCGGUUGCGACAACAUGACCUGCAUCAUCAUCACCCUUGGGGACAAGUCUGCCAUCGGUUCUUCGCCGGAGGACUUCGUGGCCCAUGUGGCCUCCCGCGCUACCCUGCCGGUUGUCCGUGACCAGCCUCCCACCGGUGUGGCCGCCUGCCUGACUGACCCCAAUGGCGUGGUUGCCCUCGCCCAGUACAACGAGCAGCGCGACAGCUUCUAUCGCCUUCAUGCGACUGGCGUCGGGUCUUCGAACCCGACCACUCCGGGCACUCUUCCCGCCACCCAGAUCUACAUGGCCACCGACUCCGAUUCCUCGGACUUCGAGUCCGACCCGCCGAGCCCCUCCUCCUUGAGCUCCUCCGCGGCCGCCGCCAAGGAGCUCGACCUGUCGUAGUCAGUCAUCGCAUGUGCCUUUGCGUGCGUAUGGCGCUGUGUGCGAGCUGCGCUCGCGCAUACGGGCCCAAUCAAAGGGCCUCCACGCGUGCACACACACGCACAUGUACAUACACAUGUAUUAUCGAUUGUCACUAGGAAGAGGAGCACCUGCGCAGCCUCUGGCGUGCGAGCGCACACACACGCACACACGCGCACCCCCGCGCCACAUGCAUUGCAUGCCGGAUUGGCGGUUUACGACAUCGUCGCCAUAUUCUUGGACUCGUAUGGGCUCCUGUGCUUCCCCCCUCCCCCCCUCCCCCCGUCUCCUCAUCCUCCGCGAGCCUCCAUGGUCGUGUGUAUGUGCGUGUCCUCGUGCAUAUUUGCGCAUGCAGACACACACACACACAUGCACCACCUCCAGCCUUACUCUUCCUCCCUGCCUCUCUCUCUCUCUCUCUCCCUCUCUCUUUAUCUCUUUCCCUCUUUCCCCAGUCUACACGUGUGCACACCCCUAUUCUUACUCCUGCCCCUAUUCCCUCUCUCUUUGAGCAGCGGCGAUGGCGGCGCAAGGGCAAAUGGGGGCCACCACACGGCCAUCCGCAUGCGUGUUACUCUCCGCCACCGAGGGGGCUCUCAUUGCACGAGCACCCAAAUGUCCGUCUUCUUUCCUUCUCUGCUGCUGUCCCUUUCCUCUGCCUGCCCUCUUGUGCUGGUGUUCUUUCCUUGAAGAAGGAUGUUCCCGGGGAGGAAAGGAGGACACCUCUUCCCCUCCCUUGUACUUGUUACUCUGCCUAUUUGUCCCGAAAUUCCAAAUGCGCGGCUCGCUACUUGUUUCCGUAUGCCGCGCCCCAAUAAAGAUAAACUCCAACACAUGCACGUAGACAAACACGCUGGCACUCAUACACAUGUGGG